AUGACAUGUCAAGCUCGAAGUUCAUAUGUGGAACACGAGGUCCUCUGGGGAUAUCGUUUCAUGCCUGUGCUAACCUUGGAAGAAGGUUUUUAUGAAGUGGAUUAUGACACCUUUCAUAAUACCUAUGAAACGCCCACUCCCAGCUGCAGUGCCAAGGACCUAGCAGAACAAAAUGUAAAAGGUGAAAUCUUGCCGAUACAACCUGCCAACCACAAGGCCAACCAGACCAUGGAAGAUGACAUUGAGGAAGGGCAGGAAGAUGGCAUCACACCUGUGGUAGCUAAUGGGGACAUCAGUAAAAUAAAGAUAGCAAUGACUAAACAAAUAUAA
This is a messenger RNA of Pelobates cultripes (western spadefoot toad), 330 nucleotides long. Lineage: Eukaryota; Metazoa; Chordata; Amphibia; Anura; Pelobatidae. The record is from the annotation of a GenBank genome assembly.